CGGAUUUCCUUUCCCUGGAAGUAUGUUAUCGUCUCCGCAUCCUCACCUCUCUGUUCAUCUCUCCCACCUCCGCCACCCCGCUUCCGCCGCCGUUCUCCACGUCUCUACCACCGCCAGCCGCCGCCACCUGGCCAUCACGUCUUCCCAUUCUCACAAUGACCGCGAAACCCUUAAAAACCCAGAAAACACAACCACCGCCACUGCCCCUGACUCUGACUCACGCAUCCAGAACCGGAUCUUCCGAAAACACAAUGACAAAUCGACGGUGGCCCUCCUCCGCCACCUCUCCGAAAACCAACCGCCGAACCCCGACGUUCCCGAAGAAGGCUGUUCCAUGUCGGAAGAGGAGAAAGUUCAGCUUCUCGAGAUGUCGCUUGUGCGGAAGAGAACUCCCCAAUUUCCGGGCUCUAUCUUCGUACAGUCCCCAAGUGACGUCGACGUGAACUCUUCCUUGCCGCCGCUCCGGAGACUGGUCGGCGGCGGCGACGAUGAAGUGAUGCUGCUGAAGGCGCUGGAGAUUCGACGAAGCGUGACGGUGGAGAUUUUCAAGGAGGCGAUGAGGAGGGGCAAGUUUGGGAUCACUUACUACACCAAUUUGGCUUCUAGGUUGCCUGAAUUUAUCGAUUUCGUCAUGAUUAAGGCUGCGUCCAUGAAGCAAUUGCCGGAAUUUUCAAAAUCGUCUUUCAAUGUUCGUGCUAAGGCCGUCAUAGAUGACUCUAAUGUUGUCUCACUUAUCAGGUGGUUGAAACACAACUCAUUGUCAUAUCCUCAAAUUGGGAAGCUCAUAUGCAUGUCAAGAGGAAAUCUUGAUUCCAUCAGGCAUGUUGCAGAGUGGCUGAAAUCAGUUCGUGUGAACGGGAGAUUUAUUGGAGUUGCACUGAUGAAGUCAGGAGAAGAUAUUUUGGAUCGAAAUACAGAAGAAUUGGAUCAGAUUGUUGGUUAUUUAGAAAAGAAUGGGGUGAGGAGGGACUGGAUGGGCUAUGUCAUAAGCCGAUGUCCACAAUUGUUGUCUUAUAGUAUGGAAGAAGUGAAAAAUCGAGUGCAAUUCUAUUUGGACAUGGGUAUGAAUGAUAAAGAUUUUGGGACCAUGGUUUUUGAUUAUCCUAAAGUGCUAGGCUACCUCUCUAUGGAAGAGAUGAAGCAAAAGGUUGGAUAUCUCAUGGAAUUUGGCCUCACCAAUCAAGAUGUUGGAAGGCUACUAGCAUUCAAGCCACAAUUGAUGGGUUGCAGCAUUGAGGAAAGAUGGAAGCCCCUUGUCAAGUAUCUAUACUACCUAGGGAUUUCUAAAGAUGGUAUGAGGAGAAUACUUACCAUCAAACCGAUGGUUUUCUGUGUUGAUUUGGAUAGCACCAUUGUCCCAAAGGUACAAUUUUUACGCGACAUAGGAGUUCGAGAUGAUGCCAUUGGCAACAUGCUUGUCAAGUUUCCUCCACUUUUGACAUACAGCCUGUACAAGAAAAUCCGUCCAGUGGUCAUCUUCUUGUUGACAAAAGCUGGAGUCACUCGGAAGGAUAUUGGAAAGGUGAUAGCUUUGGGGCCAGAACUCUUAGGUUGCAGCAUUGCACAUAAGCUGGAUUGUAAUGUCAAGUAUUUCCUGUCCCUUGGCGUUCCUCUCCGCACAUUGGGCAAGAUGAUUGCUGAUUUUCCCAUGCUACUACGAUACAACGUGGACGUUCUUCGCCCAAAGUACCAGUAUCUGCGCAGGGUUAUGGUACGCCCUUUGCAGGAUCUCAUUGAGUUUCCAAGGUUCUUCAGCUAUUCGCUAGAGGAGCGAAUAAUUCCCAGGCACAAGAUUCUGGUGGAUAAUCGGAUAAACUUUAAGCUGCGGUACAUGCUGCCAGGCACUGACGAACAAUUCAAUGAGAGGGUUCGAGCUGCAGUAGAAAGGCGCCAAAGAUUUGAAUCCGGCGUUGUAGAUGCUGAUCCAUUAGAUUCUGAAGACAAUGACUCCAUGGAAGAGAGGACUUCACUAGAUUUUUUGACGAGUGACUAUUCUUCCUCUGGUAUUCAGACAGGAAUAGCUGAGCCUUCAAUGGAACAGAUGAUGUCAAGCACAUCAGAGGAGAGUUCUGAACCAUUGUAGAGUUUACCUUUAAGAAAUAAGGUUGUAUGAUCUCUUGGUUUCUGUUCAUAAUAGUGAACGUGCAUCGCGUUUGUGCUGCUUUCCAGCCUUUCUUUUCUUAGUUCAUAUAUGAAAUGCGCUGGCUAAAAGGAUAGAUUAUGCCAAGGCACAUACCAUAAGAAGCUUUGGAAAGUAAAUGAGCCUCUUGAAAAGGCGAACGUACACCUAUUUCUGUAAUUUUUUUGUACUUGGCGUGCAUAAUUUGUGAAUUAUUACGUGUCUAAAAGGGUAAUGUCUCUGAAUUCUCAUCAAUGGCAAAAAAAAAAAA
Diospyros lotus (date-plum) is the source of this 2390-nucleotide messenger RNA. RefSeq names its product transcription termination factor MTERF2, chloroplastic. Bases 23 to 2083 code for a protein of 686 amino acids. NCBI's taxonomy places the organism in Eukaryota, Viridiplantae, Streptophyta, Magnoliopsida, Ericales, Ebenaceae. The record is from RefSeq and is a predicted model, not a curated record. The transcript has 6 exons. Gene Ontology annotation, biological process: regulation of DNA-templated transcription. Gene Ontology annotation, molecular function: double-stranded DNA binding.